CGGGGCGCGCGGCCCUAGCGGGCGCGCGGGGGCGGCGGGCGCGGCGCUGCCAAUCGCAGACAAAGGCCGCCCCAGUGAAUCAUGUGGUGCCGGGGGAGGAAGUGCGGCUUGUUUUCUUUCCUCCAGUCGCCGGGCUCCGGGUGGAGUGUGAUGCGUGGAGACCCCCGCGGGGGCGGCGGCUGCCGCGAGUCCCGAUGAGGCCCGAGCGCUCCCGGCCGCGCCGCAGCGCCCCCGGACAGAUGGAGGCUCCGCCGUGGGACCCCCUGCGCAACGACUCGCUGCCCCCUACGCUGACCCCCGCCGUGCCCCCUUACGUGAAGCUCGGCCUCACCAUCGUCUACACCGUGUUCUACUCGCUGCUCUUCGUGUUCAUCUACGUGCAGCUCUGGCUGGUUUUGCGCUACCGCCACAAGCGGCUCAGCUACCAGAGUGUCUUCCUCUUUCUCUGCCUCUUCUGGGCCUCUCUGAGGACGGUCCUCUUCUCCUUCUACUUCAAAGACUUCGUGGCGGCCAACGCGCUCAGCCCCUUCGUAUUCUGGCUGCUCUAUUGCUUCCCCGUGUGCCUCCAGUUCUUCACCCUCACGCUGAUGAACUUGUAUUUCACGCAGGUGAUUUUUAAAGCCAAGUCAAAAUAUUCUCCAGAAUUACUCAAAUACCGGUUGCCCCUGUAUCUGGCCUCACUCUUCAUCAGCCUCAUUUUCCUCCUGGUGAAUUUAACCUGCGCGGUGUUGGUGAAGACAGGAAGCUGGGAGAGGAAGGUCAUCGUCUCCGUGCGCGUGGCCAUUAACGACACGCUCUUCGUGCUCUGCGCUGUCUCCCUGUCCAUCUGUCUCUACAAAAUCUCCAAGAUGUCCUUAGCCAACAUUUACUUGGAGUCCAAGGGCUCCUCCGUGUGUCAGGUGACUGCCGUUGGUGUGACCGUCAUCCUGCUCUACACCUCCCGAGCCUGCUACAACCUGUUCAUCCUCUCCUUCUCCCAGAGCAAGAAUGUCCAUUCCUUUGAUUACGACUGGUACAACGUGUCAGACCAGGCAGAUCUGAAGAAUCAGCUGGGAGAUGCUGGAUACGUGGUGUUUGGCGUGGUCCUUUUUGUGUGGGAACUCUUACCUACCACCCUCGUCGUUUACUUCUUCCGAGUCAGAAAUCCUACGAAGGACCUUACCAACCCUGGAAUGGUCCCCAGCCAUGGAUUCGGCCCCAGAUCUUACUUCUUUGACAACCCUCGAAGAUACGACAGUGAUGAUGACCUUGCCUGGAACAUCGCUCCUCAGGGACUUCAGGGAAGUUUUGCUCCAGACUACUAUGAUUGGGGACGACAGACUAACAGCUUCCUGGCACAAGUAGGAACUUUACAACCAGACUCAGCUUUGGAUCUUGACAAACCAAGCCAUGGGUAGCAUCAGUUAAAAGUUUAAUGGAAGAUUCCUCAGUUGAAAAGCUUCAGAGAGACUAACUUAAUGACAGCUGAAUUUUUAGGGCACAUCUCCUUAAGAAAAAGGACUUAUUUUUUGUUACAGGUUUCUGAUGGCUACAUUGAACUAAGCAAUAAUUUUAGAUUGAGAAAACCUUAUUUUAGUACUAAAAAGUGAGCCUGGCUGCCUACUUCAGUGAGUGUAACUUAAAACUUUAAAAAAAAAUUCUGUACUUUUAUAAAGAUGUAUUUUAUAUAACUUAAUAAUGCUAAAAUAUACUAGGUUUUUUUUUUUUUGAGAAUGUCAUUGCAAUAUAUGUUGUAGUUUGCACAGACUUUUAUGCAUAAUUCACUUUAAAAGUAAUCAAUAUGUGGUCUGAUGGUAUUUUAAGGCUUUUGGACUAUAAAGUAUUCCUCAAAUCCUUACCUCUUCAGGUCACUCCGAUUCUGAGCUCCAUCGUGUACUUAGAUUCUAAGUACAGCUGACAUCCAGAAAGACAAUUGCAACUCCACUGCGGAAAGUUAUGAUGUAGUAGGACGUCAGCAGACUACAUAGCAGAUAAUUGGCUCUGUAGAGUUGUUUAAAGCCCAGGUGGGUGGCCCCUCAAAGAAGCUCCUCAAUUUUGCCAAAAUUUAGUACUCCUUUCAACAGGGAGUUAAUAUUUACCCUUCGGUGUUGAGACUGUUAGAAAACAUUGAUAGGACUGACUCACACUAUUAAACCUCUUCUGCUAUAUUCAGAGAUUUUUGCAUAGUUUGUUCACCCAGUGACAUUUAAUAGCCAGUAUUACCUCAGGACUUCAGCAAGACUACGCACCUCUCUCCAGCUCACUGAACACUCAUUACUGAACAAGGAAGAGGUUCUCAAAAGAGGGUUAAUAACAUUUACCUCUGGGUCCUUGAGCCAAAAGCCUAUGUAGAAUCCUAACAGCUUUCUUAUCGUUUCCAACCAUAUUUAAAAUAAUACCCUUUAUUCUUAAAUAGUUCUGAAAGCAGCCAGUUGGAAGCUGUGUAUUUAAAAUGGUAGUAGCCUUGCAAUAUUCUCUAGUACGAUUCCUGCCUUUUAACCAUGCAAAAAGGGCAUGUUCCAGACAAUUGCUUAUGUAACUUUUCAUGUAAGUGAAACACAUGUCGUGACAUACUGGUUCCCCAACCGUAAGUGCCAUCCUAAAAAUCUCCAAGAUUACAUAUAUAAAACAAUUGUAAAACUGCCUAUACUCAGAAACUGUACGUGGCUCUGUGAGGAAGGUUAAAUGCUCUGAUUGUCUAUAAAACAGAGAUAAGGUACUAGAGGAAGUACUAUUACAGGAGGGGAAGCAUCCUCUCUGCCCAGGAAACCUCACAUCUCAGAAGAGGCAGGUGAAAAGGAAUUUAGGUUACUAAGUUCUGCCCUGACGAUGAAACCCAUUUCAGACGCCUUACUUCCCAGUUUGGUCUUCAGGACUGACAUCUCUGAGUGUUGAUUUCACAGUGAUCAAGUCUGCUUCUCUCUCUAAGAAGAAAUUUUUAAGAAAGUUCCCAUUGCGGCUCAGUGGUAACAAACCCAACUAGUAUCCAUGAGUAUGCGGGAUCCAUCCCUGGCCUUGCUCAGUGGGUUAAGGAUCCGGCACUGCUGUGAGCUGUGGUGUAGGUUGCAAAUGUGGCUCAGAUCUGGCAUGGCUGUGGCUGUGGUAAGCCUGCAGCUGCAGCUCUGAUUCAACCCCUAGCCUGGGAACUUCUGUAUGCCAUGGGUGCAGCCCUAAAAAAAUUAUUAUAGUUGAUUUACCAUAAAAAAAAAAAAGACAACCCAUGGAGUAGAUGCUUCUCUCAUCUUGAUGGUGGUUGAAAUCAGGAACUAAGUUUUAAGCAGGUCAUGAGGGGGUUUUUUUCAUGUGCAUGCACACCUUUAAUCUACGUAAUCACCCAAAACAACACUCUUGCCUUUUAGUAUGUGGAAGAAUUUGGGUCACAUGUUUAAAAUAGUUACUGCCACAAAAAAUUCUCAUUGAGGCAACAUUUGCACUGAUUAUUCAGGUUGCCUUAAAAUAUGAUAAGCUGUUACUCUAAAUAGCUUUGAGAACACCCUACUUGUCACACUGUCUUUGUUACUAAUACUUAGAAGAAUUUAAAGGCAGACUCAGCGAAUGCUUAAAAAUCCUUUAAAUCAUGUUUUCAGGAAGUGGAGUUAAUAUUAGAUCACUAAAGGGUAGAUAGAGUUUUCAAAACAUCACUAAAAUCAUGCAAUUAUUAUACUCAUCCUAUGACAUACACAGACUUUUAUCAUUCUGUUAUUAUUGGUGGGAAAAUUGAAAUACUUAGCAUUAACUGAUAAAAGCCAUAAUCUAUUCUUAUGAUAAAGCUGCUAGUAUUUAUUUGAACUAUUUUUUAUCAGAAAGGAUAAAAAUGCUCUACGUGCCUAUUUUGAAUGUCUUCCCUUUUUAAAAAGUCAUGUCAAAGCACAAGUAUUGUAAACAAAUCUAGAAUAUAUAAAAAAAAUGAUUGUGACAAGCUAUCUUUCAUAGUAAACAAUCACAUAUACUCUGAAUUGUUAUACCAGUGGUAUGGAAAGGACAAUUAAAAUUUCCUUUAGCUUCCUCAUUUAUUUGCCAGGUACACUAACAAAACUACUCCUAGGUGAAAUAUUAAAGGCCAGGAGAAGGCAAGGAAUGGUGAUUACUGGUUCUAAAGUACCAAAUAUCCUCUUGUUUUAAGGCAACAUGGUGAAAUAAAAAACUCCCAUAAUGUGAAAGAAAAGUUAUGGGGAAGAGGCAGCAUCACUGAAAGUUUUAUACCAUCAUCAUCAGGCUAAGUCUGAUUCAACACUAAAAGGCUGUGUGUGAAUGUUUCUGUGCGUCCCUGGGAAAUAUGCGUGAAAAAUAGAUGUCCACUUCUGGAGUUAACUGUCUAAAAACUUCUGUUUUGUGUACAGUUACACCUUGGAGAUACUGCAGGUUCAGUUCUAGACUGCCACAAUAAAGCAAAAUGUUGUAGUAAAGUGAA
This is a messenger RNA of Sus scrofa (pig), 4390 nucleotides long. RefSeq names its product G protein-coupled receptor 137B (gene GPR137B). NCBI's taxonomy places the organism in Eukaryota, Metazoa, Chordata, Mammalia, Artiodactyla, Suidae. Gene Ontology annotation, cellular component: lysosomal membrane. The record is from RefSeq and is a predicted model, not a curated record. Gene Ontology annotation, biological process: negative regulation of osteoclast differentiation; positive regulation of TORC1 signaling; negative regulation of bone resorption.